Molecule: messenger RNA, 1725 nt
Organism: Lactuca saligna
Lineage: Eukaryota; Viridiplantae; Streptophyta; Magnoliopsida; Asterales; Asteraceae
Source: the annotation of a GenBank genome assembly
AUGGCAUCGAGCAAGUUCUCGCACGAUGGCCUGGAGUGUCGCAAUCAAAUGCUUGGUCCUAAAGGGUUGACGCGCUAUACGGGUAAGGUUGCACCAUUUCUAACAUCAAUUAGUUUUAGAUCAACCAGUAGCGCUGAUGCUCAACAAGUGGUAUCAGAGCCAGUAGCGAGUGUUCGAUUCUCUCAGGGAGCAAUUUCUGAGGGGGGGUUGUUGGGGGUCAGAAAUGACAUCGACCAAGUCCUAGCACGAUGGCCUGGAGUGCCGCAAUCGAAUGCCUGAUGGAGCAAAUCCAAAUCCAAUUCUAUAAAUGGAACCAUUGGCUUUGGGAGAACACCACUUGCAAGAAGCAUUGCAAGACGAGUGGGUCAUGAUGAUUUUACAGCCAUGGCUGAUGCUCCUAGAGACACUUUGUUAGCAAGUAGGACUACUGUGCCAAGAGAGCUCCAUGAUUUCAAUGCCAAAUCGUCUUGCAAGAUUUUAGACAAAUCGCGCACAUCAAAUGUCUACAUCUCUUCUCAAAAUACAGAUGAUCCAGACGAUGAAACCUGGAGGAUAAAACUUGAACUGAAGAAAUCGAUGGAUAUGUAUCACUCGCUUUGCAAAGAAGCAACAAAUGCUAAACCAAAGGAAACCGAGAUUUAUCAACAGAUGCCACCUGAGGCAGCAGAAGCUGCAAGAGCUAUGUUGGAGGUGGAGAAACAGAAGAGCAAAUCCGCCAUUGAAGCAGCACAAAAAGCUCAACUUCUAGCAGAACUCGAAGCUCAUAAAAGAAGAAAGGCAGAACUCAAAGCCGAACACGAAGCAUCAGAAAGAAAAAAACUCAUUAUCACUCCAACCAAAUCCAACACUCAGUACAGAAAAUACACAAUUGAAGACAUAGAAAUCGCCACAGACUACUUCUCAAAUACCGUAAAAAUCGGUGAAGGAGGAUACGGACCUGUUUUCAGAGGCAAUCUCGAUCACAUCUUCGUCGCCAUUAAAGUCUUACGUCCAGACAUCUCACAAGGCGAAAGUCAAUUCCAAAAAGAAGUCGAGGUCUUAACCUGUAUACGACACCCUCACAUGGUUCUCCUCAUGGGCGCAUGCCCUGAAUACGGCUGUCUCAUCUACGAAUACAUGGAAAACGGAAGCUUAGAAGACCGACUCUUCAGAAAAAACAACACCCCAGUCCUCCCAUGGAGUCUCCGUUUCAAAAUCUGUUUCGAAAUCGCCGCCGCCCUUCACUUCCUCCACCAAACCCGACCCCAACCGCUAGUCCACCGUGACCUAAAACCAGGAAACAUUCUGUUAGAUCGGAACUUUGUGAGUAAAAUCAGCGAUGUAGGGUUAGCGAGACUGGUUCCGCCGGAAGUGGCGGACGAUGGCGCCCAGUACCACCACAUGACGGCGGCGGCGGGGACAUUUUGUUAUAUUGAUCCGGAGUAUCAACAGACGGGGAUAUUAGGGACCAAGUCGGAUAUUUAUUCGUUUGGGGUGAUUUUGUUACAGGUGAUUACUGCGAAGAGUCCGAUGGGGUUGACUCACCAGGUUUCGAAGGCGAUUAAAGAAGGGAAGUUUGUAGAUGUUGUUGAUCCGGCGGUGGCUGAUUGGCCGGUUGAGGAGACGUUGUGUUUAGCGAAACUUGGUUUGCAGUGUUGUGAUAUGAGGAAGAAGGGUAGGCCGGAUCUCGGGUCGGUUAUUUUGCCUCAACUUAAACGGCUUGUGGACCGUGGUAAUUCUUCAUAA